UGAGGCUCGAACUCCCAGCUCUGAGAAGGGCGAGAGUCACAUGCUGUACGGACUGAGCCAGCUGCUUCUGGCUUUAAAACCUCACUUCACAUUUACCACAGGAUGGAGUCCAGCCACUGAGCCUGGCUUUCGAUACCCUUAAUGUGACGCAGUCCACCUCCUGUUCUUUUCACGCUCGCCAAGCUGAACACCACCACCUCUCCCCUUCUUUGAAUGUAACGUGCCUAUUUCUGCCUUUGCUUCAUUUCUUUUCCCAUCUUUACAAAUUCUAUUUGUUCUGUAAAUCUUGUGAUCUUCUCCUCUUUUAAUGUGCCAUAUUACUUACCUCAGGUUGCCCACUUGUUAUUGUUUAGCUUUUCUUGCGAUCCUCACAUAGGGUAAUACCUACUACUUUUAACCAAUAAAGCCCAGAGUUCAGUGGAUUAAUAUUAUGAAGUGUAGUUCUUGGUCAUGUCACAGUUGAGUGUGAAUGUCCUUCCGUGAAGAAAUUCAGGGACAUCGUUUGCUUCCAUCCUGUGACUGUCAUUCCUUAAGGGUUUCUCUACUGAUAGGAAAGUAAAGUGAGAGCAAAAGAGGAACACUUCUUAACCUCCUGGGUUCUGCAGUGACACCCAUCACUUAAAUGCACAGUCUUUGGUGAGAACGAGUCACACGGGCCACCUGGAUGUGGAGGGAGAGGGAGUUGGCUCUCACCAGCAGCUGUACCAGUAGGUCAUGGAUUCUGUCUCUUGCCAUAGCCGUCUCUUGCCAAUGAGAUGGUAAACUUUUCUGGGUAAGCAGGAACUCCCAUAUUUCUGUGUAAAACCCAGGCUGGUCCUUGUAUAGAGGGGUUUUGUUCCAUAUUGAAGUGAGCUAGCAAUAGAAGGACUACCUGGAGUACGUUAUGGUGUGCAGUACUUUGGGUCGGAUGUCAGGAAGACCUCAUUUGCAUCCUGCCUCCACAGAUUAUGAAGUGGGUGACUUCAGGAAGUUCUGUAUCCUGUGCUCUUCAGCUAGGGGAUGGAACAGCAUCUCCCUCAUAAGGCUGUUGUGAAGAUGAAAUGAAAGAAGGCAUUUUGUUCCCAACAUCACCUUUGGGCACCCUGUGGUAGAAAGCCUCCGAAAGCAGCUAGGCCAGGACCCUUUCUUUGAUAUGCACAUGAUGGUGUCCAGGCCGGAACAGUGGGUAAAACCAAUGGCUGUAGCAGGAGCCAAUCAAUACACCUUUCAUCUUGAGGCUACCGAGAACCCAGGGGCUUUGAUUAAAGACAUUCGGGAGAAUGGGAUGAAGGUUGGCCUUGCCAUCAAACCGGGAACUACAGUUGAGUAUUUGGCACCAUGGGCUAAUCAGAUAGAUAUGGCCUUGGUUAUGACAGUGGAACCUGGGUUUGGAGGGCAGAAAUUCAUGGAAGAUAUGAUGCCAAAGGUUCAUUGGUUGAGGACUCAGUUCCCAUCCUUGGACAUAGAAGUCGAUGGUGGAGUAGGUCCGGAUACCAUCCAUAAAUGUGCAGAGGCAGGAGCUAACAUGAUUGUGUCUGGCAGUGCCAUUAUGAGGAGUGAUGACCCCAGAUCUGUGAUCAACCUGUUAAGAAAUGUUUGCUCAGAAGCUGCUCAGAAACGUUCUCUUGAUCGAUGAAACCACAAGGAGUUGAUGCUCAUGAAAUCUUUUUACUGGACGACAAGAAUAUUGACUAUCAAAUCCUAUCACAGUUGAAGCAGUGCUGUUUUUCUGAGCAGCUAUUCAUUCCAGUGACUAAAAUCUAUUCUGCAGAAUGUUCCAAGAGGUUAGAAAUUGGUGUGUAUAACUACAUUUUUAGUGAUGGAAUUUAAAGAUUAGUGUGGUAAAAUACCAUUUUUACUGGGAGACUUGAUUUUUAUAAAGUAAAAAUAUGGCUGUAUUAAGGUUGUAAACAAAAAUGUGUCUUAAAGCCUAAUGAAGGUGUACUAGUUACUAUGAAAAAAUUUUUUCUGCAAUUUAAAUCUUCUCAUUUCUUGGUUUUCCAAAGCAAAGGAAGUCCUUAUUCCUGUUCCGUAUGUCAUUUUUGAUUUGUGUGUGCACAUGACAAUAUGAGAAGAAUGGAACUUGUGAAAAAUCGAAGUUUGAAUCGGGCUAGGAUGGCACACUGUAUUCUUGCUUCUUAAACAUCUAUUUUUUACUUUGCACCUUAUAUUUGAUACGUAAAAACAGUGGAUGAAGCCCAGGGAUUUCAGGUGGUCUGUUCUAAAGUACAAGUAUAGAUUUUUAUCGAGGUGUUUUCUUUGUUAGCUCUGCUGGAGGGGCAGGUUAUACAGUGAUCCCCACCUGUCCCUUUUCUUACUCACCAUUCUUAAGAACAUGAAAUAAUACUGUGCUAGCUCUGAGCAGAGAGGAAAGGAAACAAAUUCAAUUGAGUUGAAUCUGGACUCUUUUCCUUUCCAUCUAUUUGACUUUAGCAAAUCAAAUCAACCAGUGUCUUUGCAUAUCUGUUAACUGAUUUAUACAUUGAAUAUAAUUAUAAUAACCAUGCAGGGUUAUGUUGAGCAUUAAGAGAGAUCAUACGUUAUAUGUAAAGCUUCCACUACUAUUCCCAGAUUUAUAGGAUAGUAGAGAAUUGAGGAUGCUCAAUACAAAGGUGCUGUCAUUUAUGUUUUGUAGCCUAUAAAGUACUUCAAUAUAAGCUCAUUAAAUCCACAAAUCACUCUUAAACGAGUGGUAGGACAGGUACUUUUAUCCCCAUUUAAAAAAUGAAGAUACUAAAGCUCAGCAACAGGCUGGUACCGUGGAAAGAACCCAGUAGGGCACAGGAGUUCUGGUUUGUACUUUUUACAAAUGGAGCCCUUGGAAGGUAGAUUAGGCAAAGGAAGCCUCUUGUAUGUAACACUGUCUUAUUUGCAAUCUAAUUUUACCAUGUAGCAGAACCAGAUGGCUGAGGAUAUUCUGGAUACUAUGGAUUUGACCCCAAGGAUAUAUAUUAUAUUAAUCCAGCAAAGACCAGGUAGGCCAAAAAGAUGACAAGGUACAGAGUUAAUCUGUAAACUAAAUAUUUAAAACUGUGUCCCAAAUUAUACUUUGACGAUACAUAUCCGCUAUUUCAUUCUUGCCAGUACUCUUGCUACAUAAUACAUAUGGCAAGAAAUAAACAGGAGACCAGUGUCGUUAAGCUUCUUUAGGCUACUAUGAGUUUUGAGAAAUAGGUUUGAAAAAUAAGAACAUUAACACUUCCGCAUAGACUAGAGCUUGCUUGGUUUUUUUCUAUCCUAUAAUGUAAAAAUCUGUCGGUUUUUAUUUUGACUUAGGAAACAUUUGUGCCAUCAAUAGGUGGUGUUUAAUCAGAUCAGACAACACAAGGCGUAUAGAAAUAACUUUAAUUAAAAAACUUACAUAGAAGAUUAUAAUGUCAGACAUGACAGAAAGAUUUGAGCUUAUUUGCCUAGACAACUUGGGUUUGUCCGGCUUUUUUCUUUUUUAAAAAUAAAUGUACAGUAAAACUACAAGCAAAAAUUUGUCAGUAUUUAAUUUGAAUUUUUUCCUUCCUUAAAAGGAUUAGUAUAAUUUCCAAUCCCUAACAAAAAACUUAGUGUCAAAUCCCCCCAGACUAGGCCAGAUGGCCAGGAUUGUCAGUUAUAUGGGUACUAUAACUUGAAUAACCUUUUUUUUUUUUUUUUUAACAUGAGAGGAGUUGUCCUCAACUUUUACAUUGAAAAAGUUACGUGAUAGCUUCAAAAGGAAUUUUCCUUAAUGUACACUCCUGUAUUCAGUAUUCAAGCAUUACCCUUUGAAAAAUUUUAAUUCUCACUCUAGAAUACAAGUAAGAAUAGAUGCUUAUUUGAAUAGAGUGAGCUAUAGUAAGGAAUGACCAAAUUCAUUAGAAAUACAACAUUUUUUAUACUGAUAGUACUUUCCUGUUGCUUAUUUUAAGUUGGUGUCUUCUCUUCACAAGAUACAUAAAAUAAAGUUCAAUUUUAAAAGAGACCAA
Leptonychotes weddellii (Weddell seal) is the source of this 3935-nucleotide messenger RNA. Lineage: Eukaryota; Metazoa; Chordata; Mammalia; Carnivora; Phocidae. The record is from RefSeq and is a predicted model, not a curated record.